UUUUCAGACGUAAUUUAGCCCUUUUUUGAUUUUUUGCCAAUGUACUGUGUCGCAAAACCCACCUUGUAUUGUUGACGGCUACCAUGUUUACUCGCCAAAAUAACGCGGCUUCGCACGCACUAUCUGUCUCAGUGCUGAAAAAAUAUCAACUAGUAUUAUUCGCAUUAGUCUUAAAAUCCAUAGUUAUCUUUUUUUGCUACUGUCAUCAGUCACUCUCUCAGGCCCAUCCUUACUCGGUAAGAAAGCUGCUUAAUAGUUGAAUAAACAACGGCAGAUUAUGUAAUGUAUCCUCUGAAAUGACAAACCAAACCCGACCAAAGUAUGCUCAUUACACUUCGUAUGGAAGGCUGAUGGUGAUCUAUAAGAAGCAUCGAUUCAUAUGCCAUCCGAAUUUUACCGCUUCCUGUCGCCUCCAUAUUGUUUCCACUUCUGAAUUCACAGCAAUCGCAACCGCGAGGUCACAGGUUGAAGUUUCAGAAUGCUUUUCGCACCAAACCAUCGAUUGCAUUGUUACGAAACAUGCUGCAAGGAUUAUUUCGUCAUUCUAUGAUGUGAUUACCUUGUUUAAGAGCCUACGGUUCAAGAAUUUUGACAUCCAACGGUUUUCUUCUUCCUCUUUCGUUUAUUGCAGCUAUUUUAAGCUCGCAAUGUCAAAUGUUGUCUUUGUUUCGAGGCAAUUUCGUACCACAAAUAUCCUUUCGAGAAGCCUCCCCGUUUUUUUUAUCAGAAAAACAAAGCAAAAGUAAACUUUUCAAUCAUCUAUUCCUGUUUUAUUUCUUGAGUAUUUCGACUUUUUGAAAGCCAAUUCCUUCAAAGGGUCUGAAAUUUCUGGAAAAUAAGGAAGUGCAUCAUUUACAUUAAAUUUUCUCGAUCAUUGCCAUUCACGAAAUGAGUAAUUAUAUUUUCGCAAUGUCGCCUCAAUUAAUUUUGUCCGAAAGCGACGUACUGUUCAACCAGCUGAUUGAUAAUGAUGCUUCAAACAAAGAUGUCAUUUUGGUAAAUGAUGGCGUGUUUAUACUGCGUGCAAUGGACUUCCGCAAAGUAAAAAUAUAAAUGAUUGUAUCCUCUCUCCAAGGAUUGAAACUUGAAAGUGACAUUGUGAUACGGCGGCCGGGAACAUCAUUACAAUACAGGCUGGACAAUUCCUGACAAAGUAAACUGGAACGUAUUUUGAACGACCGACAAGACAAGAAGAAAGAGUUAACCUUCGGCGGAGUAAACAAAUCGACAGUGAAGGCUAAAUUGAAUAUACUGUGUAUACCCCUCCACAUAGACCAGAAUAUUUCACACUAUCAAAGUAGUAAUCUUGAAGAAGACAUCUAAUUGUUUAUACAUUUAAACUCAGCCAUCCUCUACCUAUAAGGGACCUAUGGUUGUCUGGGUGAUUCAGUUAAAAGCACUUUGUCGAUCGCCUACAGAUUUUGUAUCACACUCUUAAGAAAACAUCUUUUUGCGCUCAGUGGAAAUAAGGUUGGAUCCCUAAAGCCAUUUUGAGGACAAUAUCUUUUCUUUCCUUUGACAGAAAGAGAGCGAAUCGAACAUUUGAUAACCACAGAAUAAGACUGGGCAUCGAGAAACCAGAAAGUGCAAAGAACUGAAGUACUCGCUCAGCAAGACGAACGACGAACCUCUGAAGCUUGAAAAAACAGCCGCUCUUGGAAAGUUGGAAGAUUCGAAUCAAUAGACGACAUCAGUGAUACAGACAGGUGUAGUUGUGCCUGGAGGUCUUGUCAGAGCAAGACAUCUACGUCACCUCAGCGUCAAUAAGCUUCGAACUCUGCGAUGAACAAUAAAGCGGUUAUCUCCAUUUUGCUCUUAAUUGUCGUGAUCGAGUUAGUGUGGUGUAACGGCGCCAAUAAGACGGAGAGCUGUAACGGCACCAAUGUGACAAAUAAUACAACAUAUUGUAAUAGCACCGAGAAGAAGAAGCUAUUCAUUGCAGUAAUCGAUAAAAGAAAUGACGGCACCAUAGAAUCCGGUAUACAUCUGGCGAUCGAAGUUGCCAAGAACUCUUCAGAAUUUAAAGAUUUCCUGGACAAGUAUGAAAUAAUAACCAACGUGUACUAUACAAAUGGUAAUGAAGCAAAUGCCAUAGUUAGCGCUGUAGAUGCACUGAGAUACCCCUCACGGGAGGAUGGAUAUGCCUUGAUUCUACUUGGUCCUCAAACUCCUCCCGAAGCUUCCUCGGUAUUGAAAGUUGCACGAUUCUACAGAAAGCCUAUGGUAACGUACCUAACCACAACGCCCAGCUAUGAAGAGUUAUUAAAUCCUUACGGGUUUACGUUUGCACCAUCAGCUUUUACCUUCAAUAAAGCUGUCAAAAGCAUAAUAAAAUUCUUUAAAUGGAAAAGAGUCGCCGUGGUGUACGACUUUCUAGAUACAGCGGGUCUUUAUGUCAAGGUUGUGAGCAACCUAAUAGAGAAAGCAGACUUUAAAAUUAUUGGAUUUGAAGCAAUAAAUACUGGUGAAAUCAGCCCUGAACUGGACGUCAACAUAGAUAUCCAAGUUAAACUGAAAAAACUAAAGGACUUGGAUGCUAAAAUAUUCUUUGGUGCUUUCAAUGGAAGAGGAGCUAGUCUGGUGUUUUGUAACUUGUACAAAAUGGGCAUGUAUGGACCAGAGUUUGUGUGGAUCCUGCACCCUGACGCGGAGACCGUCAAAGACUGGAGUGAGUAUGCCAAUGUCGAGAGGUCCAAGAACAAAACUGGGACUUGUACAACAGAAGAGUAUGAAGAAGUAGCAGACAGAACUAUUAUCCUAGACAAAAAAAUUUUAUAUCGGACGGAUGGUGAUACCAUUACUGCAUCUAGUCUGUCAUUACGCCAAGCGUUCAUGAUGAAAGGCUUCGAAAACAAGACAGAACCUAAGAAGAUCGAGUUUGCAACUGCCUUUGACACCAUGUGGUCCAUCAUGCUUGCUUUAAAGGAAGCAAAUGCUGAAAAUUUUCCUCUGGAAGAUAAUGUAAAAAAGUUUUUGGGGAAUGCAGUCAUAACAAAAACUAUCGUAUCAAAACUGGAAAAUUUGUCCUUUGAAGGACUUACGGGUCCAAUAUCGUUUGAUCCCGACGUGCACUACAGGCAAGGGAUAAUAGGAGUGAAGCAAUACAGAACUAGCGAAAAGGGUCUUGUACAAAUUGGAAGACAUGACACAAAGAAAGAUAAGUUUGAGUUGUUCAACAACACCAACGUAUGGAAAGAUGGUUUUACCCCUUACGACAGUUCACAGAAAAGAUUGGAGCCGCAAGCCGUUGCUAUUGAACUCUAUAUUGUAUUUUCAAUCGCCGCAUCCAUUGGAAUCCUGUUGGGGAUAAUGUUUCUGGUGUUUAAUCGAUAUUAUCGCAAGUACAGGUUUAUCCGGCUGUCUGCACCCCUAUUUAAUGAUGUCAUGGUCGUGGGCUGCAUCAUGUGUCUUAGUACGGUAUAUUUAUUUGGUAUGAGAAAUUAUGGCGAUCCAAAAACAAUCAUGCCUCCUAUCUGCAAGGCCCGAGCGUGGAUUUUGAAUGUUGGGUUUUCAUUGGCCUUCGGAGCCAUGUUCAUCAAAACGUGGAGAAUUUACAAGAUUUGUACCAACAAGCGCCUGAAAGUUCGCCUCGGUCCUUUGUCCGAUUGGUGGAUGCUUGCAAUGGUUGGUGGGAUCGUUUUAAUUGACGUGGGUAUCAUGGUUGCGUGGGAAAUCGAAGACCCCAUGGAGUGGGCUCAGCAAAACUUUACUGAGAGGGAACAGAGGAAAGACGAAGAGAAACCCUUUAUCAUCAUUAUACCAACGCUGAACACCUGUACCGCCAAGAACUUGACGGUAUGGUUGGCUUUGAUCUACGUAUACAAGGGCGUUUUGCUACUGUAUGGACUCUUCCUUGCUUACGAGACAAGAAACGUGGUGUAUGCUCAUCUCAACGACUCUCGUGUCAUUGGCAUCUGUGUGUAUAACGUAGUUGUGUUGUCCACCAUCGGGGCAUUUCUGGCGCUGAUUCUGAACAAUCAUCAAUACGAGCAAUUGUACGCCGCCUUGAGUGUGUGUAUUAUAUUUCCAGCUACAGUUACCAUAUCCUUAAUUUUCAUCCCAAAGCUAAUACAUCGGAUGAAAAUGAGCUCCCUCGAAGAUGAGGCAGGAGAAUCAACGACAAACACCAGAACCUUUAAUCGGCCGUCCAUUGACAUAACCAGUACUUGCGGUUAUGCCACUGAGAUGGGUAGAGAGAGAUACGUUGAUGCUUCUUCAGCGAACGGCAGCGUUAACACGCUUUGUGUGUAUCAAAACGGAGAUGCUGGACUUUCUCCUGCUCCUUCACCGAAACCACCCACGAAAUUCCAAGAAAUAUCGCCUAAAACUCUCGAAGAUUGAGGGUAUAGUACGAUAAUAAAAAGAAGGAUUUAAACGUCGCCAUGUGACAACGAAAAUUCAACUCACCUUUAACUCUCGGGCUAUUGGUAUUUCUAGAAUUUUUUAAGAGAAUUAUCGCGAGGAGGAAGACAUGCCCACGUCCCAAAAUUGCUUUGAAGUUUAUCCACAAGUACGGAGGACAACCCGUCCUGGAGAAGUCGGUUGUUAGGAUAUUGUGUUUCCACUGAGCCUUCAUGAGUGCGAAACUGUUCAAACUGAUUACUGAUGACAAAGCACAGUGGAUACAUCUCACCGAAAAAAUGAAUUUCGGACAGAAGUUGUGAAAUCCGAAGUUGUGGGUGUGUGUCAACCUCAAGGGAUGUUACGUGAAGAAAAAACUCGUAAACUUCACACGCUGGUCUCGCAAUUUUAAAAACUUCUACGGUUCUUCAAGUAAAUAAACGCAGGAAAUUUGUGGAAAUACUUUUAGAUCUUUGAACUGAAGAAAGCUGGAACUGCUACGUAGAACAUUUUGUCUUAGCUGUUUUUAGGUGCUGGAUCUCACUUGAAAUACUCUCAAUGGUCUAUCUUUAAAAAAUUUUGAAGAAUUUUAAAUAUUGACCGUAGUGCAACUGUAUUUAAAUGAAAAUAUACAGUUGUUAUUAUCAUCAUCAACAUCAGUGUCAUUAUUGUUAUCAUUAUCAUCAUUAUUAUUUAUUGUCAGUAAUUUGUGUGAAUUAGAGUGCGCUACAGCUUUAUAGAUAACCACGGUAAGCAUAUCGACAAAAACAAUAAGUUUGAGUCUGUUGAAAACAUCGUCAAGGCGUUCACGUACACUGAAAAGCAGAGAGAGAAGGUCCUUGAGACCCUCUGCUUAUUUCUGGAACUUAUUCAAUCGGAAUUCAGUGCAGUGUGUACAUUUUAAAACGUGGUUCGGCCACCAUGCCGACUGAAUCUUGCAAGUUCGUAGAGCCAUUUCAUAGCUUGUGCAUCAUAAAAAAUUAGCACAUGUUACCUUUAACUAAGGGCAGGAGACGAAGCUCUUGAAGAGACGUGAGUUUUCCUUUUUACCAGGAGAGUCAUUUGUAAAUUGUUCUUAAUAAAAACUUGAAAUCAAU
Messenger RNA from Pocillopora damicornis (cauliflower coral), 5438 nucleotides. Its product is annotated as gamma-aminobutyric acid type B receptor subunit 2. Gene Ontology annotation, biological process: gamma-aminobutyric acid signaling pathway; G protein-coupled receptor signaling pathway. NCBI's taxonomy places the organism in Eukaryota, Metazoa, Cnidaria, Anthozoa, Scleractinia, Pocilloporidae. The record is from RefSeq and is a predicted model, not a curated record. Gene Ontology annotation, molecular function: G protein-coupled GABA receptor activity. Gene Ontology annotation, cellular component: membrane; G protein-coupled receptor heterodimeric complex.